Molecule: messenger RNA, 834 nt
Organism: Pungitius pungitius (ninespine stickleback)
Lineage: Eukaryota; Metazoa; Chordata; Actinopteri; Perciformes; Gasterosteidae
Exons: 5
Coding region: 42-734 (230 amino acids)
Source: RefSeq, a predicted model, not a curated record
CGUGCAGCUUUAGUUGCAGCUUUAGUUGCAGGUGGACCGGUAUGUCGGGAUGGAAGCUGUGCUUUGUUCUGCUGCUGUACCUCCAGGUUUGCUUUAACAUUGAAGUGUAUGAAUAUAAAACCAUCGGGAGAGGACCUGACGUCACUCCCAUCUGCAUCAAUACAACAGAGCAGGUCAUAACGCUCAUAGUGUGUAAGAUCAGAACUAACAGGACUGGAGGAGAGUGUCUUCUGCUGUAUCGAUACGGAGGAGACUUUGAGCAUGAAUGUGACUCCAGGUUCACACUUAAGAUGGAGAAUCAGACCGUGUUUCUCCACCUGACUGGUCUCACACCAGUGGACAGUGGGAACCACACCUGUUGGUGUUCACGUGGUGGUGAGACCGUUACCCUCCAUCUGAAUAUCACUGUGGAAGAUGUUUCAGAGGAAGGAGAGAGAGAGAGCGGCGUGACGUCACACACGUGGGUUCUAAACGCGUUGAUCGCUGCAACAACAGUCAUUUCUAUAACUGCAGUUAUUUUGGGGUUGAUCUACAGGGUACAACGUCACAGAAGACAAACAGCAUCCUUGCGCAAUCCUCAAAACACGGAGCCAGAAUCCAUCGAGCCGUACAGCACCUUCAUGCGGAGGGACAGCGUGCUUUAUUCAACAGUCGGCCCACACGACUGUCCCAACACCAGGAACCAAUCAAACACGUCCCCCACAGAGGACACACGUCCAGAGGCUCUUCUGUAGAGCUCGAGCUCUGCUGCUUCCAUUCCGGGUGAAGUGACACCUUUUGUCCACUAGAUGGCGCACUUCUGCUUUGUGAUGAUUGUUAAACCCAGGGGUCUAA